Dothidotthia symphoricarpi CBS 119687 is the source of this 459-nucleotide messenger RNA. Its product is annotated as DUF1674-domain-containing protein. The transcript has a single exon. Gene Ontology annotation, cellular component: mitochondrion. Bases 1 to 459 code for a protein of 152 amino acids. Lineage: Eukaryota; Fungi; Ascomycota; Dothideomycetes; Pleosporales; Dothidotthiaceae. The record is from RefSeq and is a predicted model, not a curated record. Gene Ontology annotation, biological process: mitochondrial respiratory chain complex II assembly.
AUGAACCGCACAAUCCUCCUCCGCCGCGCAUUCAGCACAACCCCCCGCCACGCCGCCUCCCCCUUCACCCGCGGCCCCGCCCCCAUCCCCCUCCCAAAACAAGACCAAGACCUCUUCGAAAAACUACAAAAAGCUAGUACAGGCGCGUUUAGCACGCCGCGCUCCGAAGACACAAAGCCGGAAAUAAACGUCGCCACGACAGCGACAUCCACACAAACCGCCAGCACAGCAACGACAUCGCCAUCUCAAGUUUCGGCUCGUUCCUCGCCGCAAAUCAACCAAUCCCCCUCCUCGACGUCGGGCGACGAUCUACACCCCAACAUGCGCCGCGGCGCACCGCCCGAGUUCGACGGCGAGAUUAAUCCCAAGACGGGGGAGGUGGGGGGGCCGAAGAACGAGCCGUUGCGGUGGGGCGCGGUGGGGGAUUGGAGUUAUAAUGGGAGGGUGACUGAUUUCUAA